CAACGAGCUACAUUCAAAGACAAUCAGCAUUAUUGCAUUAGUAUUGUUGCAAGCUAUCUGUUAAACAGCUUCAAGUGAACGGUUAUCUAAUUGUAUCUACUGUUAAACGUAAACAGUGUGAUUCUGACAAUGACGUUUAUAUUUCAGUUUUUAUGACUUUUUUCGAAGGACAUAAUUUUACCAAAAAAAUCUGGGAUUUUCCAAAAAAGAAUUUUUAUGAAAGUGAUUAUUCAUGAUGACAAAUGACACUGACUACACAAUUAUACAGAAUACAACCAUGACAAAUUGUUCUAACACAAACCUGACCUGUAAUCAUACAGAUUGGCUUUUAAAGUAUAACUAUGAUAUGUUUCAAGUGGCAACGGAAAUGUCACAAACGCGGAGAUUUGACGAGACAACAGAAGCAAUCAUAAUUGCUUUUUACGCCAUCUUAAUCGUAUUUGGUGCAACCGGAAAUGGGCUUGUCUGUUAUGUUGUGACUAAAAACGCCCACAUGAGAACACCAAGGAAUAUAUUUAUUAUCAAUUUGUCGAUAUCAGAUCUUACACUUUGCCUUUUCACACAACCAUUAAAUUUGUACAGAUUAUUAAAUCAUUACUGGUUUCUGGGAGGAUUUAUGUGCAAGUUUGUAGCAAUGUGUCAAGGCACUAAUAUAUUUGUAUCAACAAUUAGUAUAACAGCCAUUGCACUUGACAGAUUUCAGGUAAUUGUAUAUCCAACAAAAGACAGUAUGAAGAAAUUAGGCGCAGCAGCAGCACUUGUGUCGAUUUGGAUCAUUUCAUUUUUCAUGGCAAGUCCAUUAUUAAUAUUCAACGUAUAUAAGGUGUCAAAGCCUAUUGCUGUUCCUGUGUAUUUCUACCAUUGUCAUGAAGACACAACAUUAAUUGAAGAAAAAGGAGCAUACUCAAUUGCAUCUAUGGUUGUUCAAUACAUAUUACCGAUUGCUAUUGUGGUUGUUGCGCAUGCAAGAAUAUGUCAUAAACUCAAAUACAGAAUGGUCAAUCAAAAUAAUCCAGCACAAAACACAGGUCGGUCACCAUUUCAGAAAAGGAAGAAUGAACGUCAAGAAAGACGAAAAAGACGAACAAACAUUUUACUAGCCUUUAUUGCAAGCGUGUUUGCAAUCAGCUGGUUUCCAAUAAACAUACUAAAUAUAUUACUAGAUGUAUCAAACGGUAAACUGAAAGCUUUAGAAGAAAACGUUUCCGUCGCAUUUGUCGUCUGCCAUAUUUUAGUUCUCAGUUCUGCGUGCACAAAUCCGGUUCUAUACGGAUGGUUAAAUGAAAACUUUCGAAAUGAGUUUAUAAAAGUAUUGUGUUGCAAGUGUUGUUAUAAAGUUAAGGCAUCGGUACAGAAUUGUUGUGCACCAAUAGAAGGCACAGAAGUGCCAGUUAUUAUAUUUACGCGCGAAACAAAUGGUGGGAAUGGAACGACACACGUUGAAAAGGAUGGCUACUCAGUGACUGGAACUGCAUUAAAUUCCGUCACCGAGUUCAGAUCUCAGGUUUCUUUGUAAAGAACUUUGCUGCAAAUGCCUUUUUACAAUACCAAAGUUUUAUUAGCAAUGUAGCCCUUUUUUUAAAAGUAUGAUUCAUAAUCUU
Messenger RNA from Mytilus trossulus (common blue mussel), 1601 nucleotides. Its product is annotated as neuropeptide F receptor-like. The transcript is spliced from 2 exons. Gene Ontology annotation, cellular component: plasma membrane; neuron projection. Gene Ontology annotation, biological process: G protein-coupled receptor signaling pathway. The coding region runs from base 233 to 1516 and encodes 427 amino acids. Gene Ontology annotation, molecular function: neuropeptide binding; neuropeptide Y receptor activity. Lineage: Eukaryota; Metazoa; Mollusca; Bivalvia; Mytilida; Mytilidae. The record is from RefSeq and is a predicted model, not a curated record.